GGAACAAAUGGCUUUCGCUCUAGACCAGUACAACACAGUCCGACUGCUAUUUUGGAAGACGGGAGAAACGAGGGAUCUGAUCUGUGGCCUAAGCAGGAAUGCACAGUCCAGCCUCUCAACAAAAAGCUACACCAAAUAUAACUGCAAGGCUCCGGGUGACUAAAGGGAAAUAUCGGGCCUGCUCUGGGAAUUUGCAUGUGCCCUCGAGACGUUGUCGUUGGGAUUGAGGAUGGAGUUGCCUUAUCGGGAUAUACAAGAGCUUUUGUCUUUUUUGUCGCCCAACUGCUUCCAUUUGUUUCCGUUUAAAAAAAAACAAUGAGACUGGAACUAUAAAAACUGGAGUUUGUGGGCCUGGUUCUACAGCCGCCCUCCCGUUUCCUGCGUACUCGUGUCUUUUCUCUCUUUUUUAUUAAGUUACUACACUCAUUAUCUUUAUUCUGAAAGCCUAGUGCUUCAUUACUUUCUUAUAACUCCUCAACUUUACUUCCUUACUCCCACAAAGUCUAGACGACAUGAUUGCUGGUCUCUCAAAAGCGGUUACUCUCUACCUUGCCACGCUUCUAUCUAUGACAUUCAUAUUCCUUUCCUACUUCGCCUACUUUGCACCAGUAAUGUUGCUGGCAGACAGAGUAUCUCUCUUGUCGGUCGAUCCAUCGACUGUCUUGCAAGAUAAUUCUGCUUCGAGUGACAAUGUCGAUGGACCUACUGUGCACAUUGGCGCUCUAGGGUCUUGCUCUCGGCCAAAGCACGAUGCACCCUUCAAUUGCACCAUUGCCACCCUUUCACCUGAAUCAGACCUUUCGGAUCUACCUCCCAAUGUACCAGGACUCUUAACGUCUCCGCCGUCCUCCGCGCCCGGCUUUAUCGCAGUCUCACUAGGAUUCUCCACUAUUUUUGUCCUUCUCUUCACCCUCAUCUCUUUGAGAAGCAAGCUCGGCCCCAAGCUCGGUCCUGCGUUGGACAAGCCUUUCCUCAACCGUGCAGUAGCUUGGUUAGGUUUACUCGGCUUCAUGAUCGGUCUGACCUCAUUCCUGGUCGUCCGUAUGUGGUUCGAGAAGGCCAUCACCGACUUCAACUCAGGUAUUCAGAGCCUUGGAAAGGAUGGUCCAGCGGUCAUUGCAUCUGCUGGCAAUGGAUUCACCAUGGUGUGGGUAGCCUACGCAUUCCUUGCCGUCCCUCUGGUUUGUUCGCUUGCGAAGCUGCACGUCACCGCGGGCAAGUAGAUAAGAACCGUGCUCUCCCUUUCUUCUUCACGAGCGCAGUCACGACAUACGGCUGACCCAAACACAUCAUGGAUCUGAACAGACCUUCGGACUCUUACAUAUAGCAUAAAUACAGUACAUAAUCUCUCGAGCAUUUACUGGCAUUUUUUUCUGUGUCGAAUACACCUAUAUAUCUG
This is a messenger RNA of Fomitiporia mediterranea MF3/22, 1399 nucleotides long. RefSeq lists its product as uncharacterized. The record is from RefSeq and is a predicted model, not a curated record. The coding region runs from base 513 to 1223 and encodes 236 amino acids. The transcript has 5 exons. NCBI's taxonomy places the organism in Eukaryota, Fungi, Basidiomycota, Agaricomycetes, Hymenochaetales, Hymenochaetaceae.